Penicillium coprophilum is the source of this 3033-nucleotide messenger RNA. Its product is annotated as sugar porter family MFS transporter. Gene Ontology annotation, cellular component: membrane. The record is from RefSeq and is a predicted model, not a curated record. Bases 1 to 3033 code for a protein of 1010 amino acids. The transcript has 6 exons. Gene Ontology annotation, molecular function: carbohydrate:proton symporter activity; protein binding. Lineage: Eukaryota; Fungi; Ascomycota; Eurotiomycetes; Eurotiales; Aspergillaceae. Gene Ontology annotation, biological process: transmembrane transport; carbohydrate transport.
AUGGGCUUGUCAGGAACCAGGCUCGGGGUUUUCCGCGCAUAUUUCUUCGGGUUUUUUGUCUGUACGGCCGGUUUCCUGUUUGGAUACGACACUGGAAUUGUUGGUGGUAUCCUUGAGUUCAAGUCCUACGUUGAUGAUUUCGGCUAUACGGAUCAAACAACUGUCAGUGCUGUGAUGGUAAGCUUGCAGAAUGUAGGUGCAUUUCUCUCGGCCCUAGGAAUUUUCUGGGUGUCCGAACGGUACGGGCGAAAGAGAACAGUCCAGGCAGCCAUGACUGUAUUCUGUCUCGGUGUGAUUUUACAGGUAGUACCGUCACACUCACUCGUUUGUUUCUAUAUUGGACGAUUUGUCGCCGGUCUAGGUCUCGGUGCAGGCACUGCGGUCGUUCCAGCAUACAACGCCGAGAUGGCACCCAAGGAAAUCCGAGGCAAGCUAGGUUCAGGAAUGCAAUGGCUCUUUGCACUGGGUGUCAUGCUAAGCUAUUGGAUUGACUAUGCCGUGAAGCUCACCCUGCCUGUCUCUUCGAAGCAGUGGCAGAUUCCCGUUGGUCUCCAGAUGGUGCCGGCUGGAGUUCUUGCACUGGGCCUUUGUGUUAUGCCGGAAAGUGUACGCUGGUUAGCCAAGAAGGGUCGUUUUGAUGAAGCAUGGCAAAGCUUGACAUGGAUGCGAGCUAGUCAAGGUCCCGAAGUGAAGGCAGAGUUCAGUGAAAUCCGAGUUGGACUUGAGAAAGAGCUGCGAGCCACCGAGGGCUUCGACAAGCGCGAACUUCUCGAGCCCGCCAACCGCUACAGACUGCUGCUCGCCGUUUUCAUGUUCUGUGGUCAACAGUGCACUGGCAUGACCGCCCUUGCCUACUUCGGCCCUCAGUUCUUCAAACUGUUGGUCGGCAAUAACACGAACCAGUCCCUUCUGAUCACUGGUCUGUUUGGCGCCGAGAAGUUCAUCACUGUUGGCAUCUAUAUCUUGUUCUUCUCCGAGAUGUGGGGACGUAAGCCAACUCUUUGGAUAUCAGCUCUGUUGAUGGCUGGUUGCUUCAUUGUCGUCACAGUCGUCAAGGAAACCACGCCAGAGCCCAAUGCAAAAGCCACUCCAGCUGGUGUUGGCAUGGUCGCUCUGAUAUUCUUGACCAACUCGAUCUAUCAAUUCAGUUGGGGCCCAUUGCCGUGGCCAUACACCUCCGAGAUCUUCCCAACCCGAAUUCGAGAGAUUGGAACCUCGGUCGCAGUCUCAACGCAGUGGCUUUUUAACUUCCUCUUCUCCCUAGUGACGCGCUACAUGAUGAAUUCGUGGGGCAGUUAUGUUUUCCUUUUCUAUGCAAUUCUGGAUAUCAUCAUGGCAAUCAUUGUCUUUUUCUUUGUGAAAGAGACGAAAGGUAAGAGCCUUGAAGAGAUGGAGACUAUAUUCCACAGCAAGGCUGCAUUUGAUGUUGAUGCUGUCCGGCGGGACGCGCGUAAGGAUGUAGUUGCGGACCAUUUUUACUGCCAUCUUUGCGGCGUGAGCUUCAAUAUCAUCUUCCGCCUAACAUCUGGGGAGCUGGAUGUGCCUAGCUCUCAAGACGUCCAAGACCAGUGCGACGAGACAGACGGGGUUGAUUCUGCAGAGAAUGACGACAUCGCUCAAGAUCCCGAUUAUCAAUCUCAUACAGAAUACGAGGAGAAUGAGCCAUAUGAAUAUGACUCUGAUUACGAAUCAACCGAAGGCAUGAGCCAAGAAGAAGAAGAAGAAGAAGAAGAAGAAGAAGAAGAAGCGCCCAACAGCGAAGAUGGCAGAGACAGCAGUACCGAUGAAGAUGAUGACACCGAAGAUCAUAUGUACUACAAUUGGGUAUUGCAAACUUUUAAUCCAUGGAGCGCCACGAGGGGAGAAUCCCAAUUGCACGUUGGGUAUUUUGAUAGUCCAAUGUCAGGCUACUCGGCUGAUGCUAUCUCACCCGAAGAGGCAAGAGGCUGUCGCACCGCCCAGUUCCUGAUGCAUAAAACCACUCCAAAGGAUCAAUGGCAGGGUGACCAGCUACAUGAGCCCUGGGAGAUUAAUGGAGAUUGGUCUUUGUCGGGAAUUUGCGAUGGAACGCCGUCGCGUGAUACAGACAUCCCAACGGUCUGGCCCGCACGGAAUGGGAUACAAGAUAUAGAGACGGACAAUGUGAAACUUCGAGGAGAGACAGCAUCGGAUGAUAUAGCCAUGCCAUUCCAUCCGUGGUGUUUUGAUAUCUUUUGCCGACAAUCCAAAGUUCAAUUUCAACGCAUCAAUGUGACAGGCCUCAUGACCUGGCGUAAUGCCGAGUUUGACUGGGGUGCAUUUGUAUCAUUCCCUCGAGCCAAAGAGGUGAAAAGAUCACAGGAGCAGUGGUGGUCCCAUGAGCCGGGUACUGAAUAUCUGGUUGCCAAUCCUCUUUAUGUGCCCAGGCUACCCGAGCUACUUCUCUCCGCGACCAACACAGAUGGAUUGCCUUCCUCAUCUGACCCAGCUUAUGGGAUUGAGUCAUCUCGACCCGUGACGAACCGCCCUACCACAUCUCAUGAUAGACAGGCCGACUGUCUCUCUUCCCUUCCUGUGGAAAUUCGGCUCAUGAUCAUCGAUCAUCUAGGCUCUAGGGAUGUAGCUCAUUUAAGCAUCGCGUCUAGGACAUUCACUGAGCUUCCAAACAGUGUGUGGUAUAGAUUGGUACGCAAAGAGAUGCCCUGGCUGUGGGAAGCGUGGGAAGAAUCUGAAUGCAUACACAAUCCUCUGCCCUGGACAGUCCUAACGGCAGCCGAUAUCAAGUGUAUCGUCAAAUCGCGGAGUGACUAUGCACGGCUCUUGGUUGAAGAUUCUUACACAGAGCUUGCUGCCGAGAAAGUUGCUGGGUACCGAUUUCCGCUCCCGGUGACUAUCCCGGAUCAAGUGCGAUUGCCUAGACUGAGUACUGAGUGGCGUCGUGUCUUUAUGCAAAUCCAACUCAACUGGAAUGAGCUCAAGGGGUUGCGAAAUCGACAACGGAUUUGGGAGGAUGUGGAAGAAAUUGUGAGACGUAUUCGCAAGUUCGAUACAUAG